AUGCUACUCAAAGUUUUGAUUUUGCUUAUUUUCUCAAAUUUUGCUUCUGCUGUGCAUCUACACAGACGUUACUACAGUAAUAUGACAACAUCCGAUUGGACUUCCUCCACAACCACACAAACAAUGACAGUUUAUAAGCUCAUUUCUUCCAGUUCUGCCGAUGAAAGUGUUUCAGUUGCAUCUGCUAACAAUAAGAACUUGGCUGCCACCACAACUUCUGGUGAUGGUAGCUGCAGCCCAGUAACCGUCACUGUGACCCAGUAUCAAUGUCCAACUUCAACUGGUUACUCUCCAGCAUCUUACACCACCGAAUCAGAAUCUACAGUAUACGUUACCGAUGCCGUUACAGCAACUAUUCCUAUCACCGCCGUCAUCACAGUAACAGAUAGCCAAGGCAGUUCAGUAGGAGUGUAUUCUACCGUACAAGAUUAUACGCAAACUUCUUCAAUCACCCACACCCUUACCAUCACCCAGACGCAUACAUUAUAUGCUAAGAACAGCACCACUUCAGCCUCCACCCCCCUUCCAUCAUCAACAUCUUCGUUGCAAGUUAGUCGUGGAUACUCCAACGGUACUUUGACUUUAGCUAAAAGAUUAAUCAAUAUAGAAGAAUUUAAUCCAGCUUAUUAG
Molecule: messenger RNA, 630 nt
Organism: Saccharomycopsis crataegensis
Lineage: Eukaryota; Fungi; Ascomycota; Saccharomycetes; Ascoideales; Saccharomycopsidaceae
Exons: 1
Coding region: 1-630 (209 amino acids)
Source: RefSeq, a predicted model, not a curated record